AUGGAUCUGGGUCUUGUUGGCCAGUGGGAGUUGCUGUUGAACAAAGCGAGAGCUGUGGUGGCUCCAGUGUUGUGUUUCUUAGAGACACCAAAAGAGCAAGAGCCUUGGUUGCAAGGAAACAUACUAGACAGCUAUGUGAGAACAGAAGGAGCUUGGCUGCUCAACCCAAAGAAGCAAAUUUAUAAAGCAAAUAGUAAUGAAGAAUGUGCGGAGCUAUGUGAAAAUGAAAAUAAAUUUACUUGCAGGGCCUUCUUAUUCACCAGUAAAGACCAACAAUGUUUAACAUUGGCUGAGAACACCAAAACAGCAGUGAUAUUCAGAAGAACGAAUGCAGUUCUUUAUGAAAAAAGAA
Messenger RNA from Mesitornis unicolor (brown roatelo), 352 nucleotides. Its product is annotated as plasminogen-like protein B. The record is from RefSeq and is a predicted model, not a curated record. Lineage: Eukaryota; Metazoa; Chordata; Aves; Mesitornithiformes; Mesitornithidae. The transcript has 3 exons. The annotation marks the transcript as partial.